AUGUCUGAUGCGGGGAAGCAGAAAGGGCUGAAGAAGCUCUUCCACCCUUUCAACCACCGAGCCAGUGAAAAAAUCGAGGAACUGCAAGAGAAGCUCGAGCACACGAAACUGAGAGAGGCGCACAUCAAGGCCGUGCACAUCAGUCACAAGGUCGGCAAAUUUAAGAAUUUAUUCAACACCAACCACCGUCACGACGAGGAGCAUGAGCAGGCCACGGAUGAUAAGCGCACGAGGGUGGGCGAGAACCACCGCUUCCAUUCGUUUGCGCCGGAAAGAGAAGGCAAUCUGGUAAAGUGGUACGUCGACGGCCGAGACUACUUCUGGGCCGUUGCCGAGGCAUUGGAGAAGGCGCAGGAGACCAUCUACAUUGCAGAUUGGUGGUUGUCGCCGGAACUGUUUCUCAAACGCCCGCCUUUCUACAACCAGGAGUUCCGACUGGAUCAAGUCCUCAAGCGCCGCGCCCAGGCUGGCGUGAAAAUUUAUGUUUCUGUGUACAAGGAGGUUUCCGCUGCGCUCACAUGUAACAGCCAGCACACCAAGAAAGCUCUAAUGGGUCUGAUCAAGGAGGGUGAGCCAGGGUACGGCAACAUCAAUGUGAUGAGACAUCCAGAUCACAACGUGUUCGAGAAUGCGUCUGACAUGACAUUCUACUGGGCGCAUCACGAGAAGUUUGUUGUCAUCGACUACGCGAUGGCUUUCAUCGGAGGCUUGGAUCUGUGCUACGGACGUUGGGAUAACAAGCAGCAUCCGCUGGCGGAUGUGCACCCUUCCGGGAUUCAGAAUCAGAUCUUUCCCGGUCAGGAUUUCAACAACAACCGAAUUUUAGACUUCGAGGGUGUCGAGGACUGGAAAUCGAAUAAACUCAACAAGCUCGAGUACGGACGCAUGCCAUGGCACGACGUCGCAAUGGGCCUCAUCGGUCCCGCCGUAUAUGACAUCGCCGAGCAUUUCGCCCUCCGCUGGAACUUCAUGAAGCGUGACAAGUACAAGCGCGAUGAGCGAUACGACUGGAUUACCAUGGAAGGACGGGAAGGAGUGGACGAAGAUCUCAUCGGCGUGCAGAGACCAAAGUUUCCAGUCGGUGAAUACGUGCAUCAUCCGAAGACGCCCCUUUCCCAGAAGAACUUAGACAACCGAGGCACCGUACAUGCACAACUAGUGAGAAGUAGCUGCGACUGGAGUAUGGGCAUUUUACCAGAAGAGCACAGUAUCCAGAACGCUUACAUCGAGCUCAUCCGGAAUGCCAAGCAUUUCGUAUACAUCGAGAACCAGUUCUUCAUCACAAAUACCCGGAAAGACGAUAAAAGUCCUGUCCACAACCAGAUAGGAGCUGCUAUUGUUGAGGCGGUGGUGAAUGCCGGAAAGGAGGGUCGCAAGUUCCGAGUCAUCAUCCUCAUCCCAGCCAUUCCAGGUUUCGCAGGUGACCUUCGUGAUAAUGCGGCCGCUGGAACGCGCGCUAUCAUGGACUACCAGUUUAAGAGUAUCUGCCGUGGCGAGGACAGCAUCUUCGAACGGGUAAAGGCGCAGGGCGUCGACCCCAACGAACAUAUCUUCUUCUUCAACCUCCGGUCUUACGAUCGAAUCAACGUUACCCCUACGCUGAAGAAGCGUGAAAAGGAUUCGGGAACGACAUAUAUGGACCUCGAACAGGCUGAAAUCGAAGAGCUAGAGGCGCCACUUGAGGAUGGAGAAGAAGCACGAGCGAAGGCUGCAGAGCUGAGGAAGAAGUUCAUGGGCGAGGAGGCAGAUGUCGGGAAGGGCGACCAGGGCGGCAUCAUUGACCCUGACUCGAUAGCAGACGACGCCAUGCUCAACGACAAGAAGCCGAGUACCGAGGAGUGGGAGGGCGAUCCAGAAGACGAGAAGAACCAUUUCUUCCAAGAAGAGCUCUACAUCCACGCCAAGCUCUGCAUCGUUGACGACAAAUACGUCAUCUGCGGCUCCUCCAACAUCAACGAUCGCUCGCAGCUGGGCCUGCAUGACUCUGAGCUCUCCAUCGUCCUCCAAGAUCGCGACGAAGUCGACAUCCUAAUGGACGGACAGCCCUACAAAGCCGCCCGGCUCGCCCACGACCUGCGUUCCAACCUGUGGCGCGAGCACAUGGGCCUGCUUCCCGCGCAAGCCCUCGAAGCCUCCGACGACCCCAACGCGCAGCCCCCUGGCGAAAACUCCCCUAAUGACCCCCAGCCCGGUCCCGAAGCCGACUUCGUCUCAGACCCGCUCUCGGACAAGCUGUGGGACUCGUGGUGCAGCCGCGCAACCACAAAUACAGAGGUCUUCCGCACGCUGUUCCACGCCGACCCGGACAACAAUAUUCGCACGUUCGAGGACUACGACCGCUUUACGCCAAAUCCCAAGACCGACAAGGAGCACAAGCAGGGCCAUUUGUAUGAUAUGGUAAGGCCAGUGGCGGAGAUCAGGCAGGAGCUGGAUCGCGUGCAGGGCCACUUGGUGUGGAUGCAGUUGGAGUUCAUGGCAGAGGCAGAUUUGGCCGAGAAGGGCCUGCAGGUUAAUGCGUUCACAGAGUCGAUCUACACGUAG
Molecule: messenger RNA, 2541 nt
Organism: Boeremia exigua
Lineage: Eukaryota; Fungi; Ascomycota; Dothideomycetes; Pleosporales; Didymellaceae
Product: phospholipase-like protein PldA
Exons: 2
Coding region: 1-2541 (846 amino acids)
Biological process (GO): cell motility; phosphatidic acid biosynthetic process; intracellular signal transduction
Molecular function (GO): D-type glycerophospholipase activity
Source: RefSeq, a predicted model, not a curated record